This is a messenger RNA of Anopheles cruzii, 662 nucleotides long. RefSeq names its product ADP-ribosylation factor-like protein 5B. The transcript has 2 exons. Gene Ontology annotation, molecular function: GTPase activity; GTP binding. The coding region runs from base 227 to 403 and encodes 58 amino acids. Lineage: Eukaryota; Metazoa; Arthropoda; Insecta; Diptera; Culicidae. The record is from RefSeq and is a predicted model, not a curated record.
CGAGUGCUGGAUGACUUGGAAUUGAAUGAGAACGAUGUGCGCAGCAACUGCCAGGGAAUGGUUGAUGAUCCGGCGACAUUUUCAACAAAUUUUGGAAUUUUUAUGAAGUCUUCAAAUUACUUAUGUUACCACGGUGUCGUAGUUCGGGAACGGCUUAAACCAACCUUGGGAACCACUGCUCAGAACGGAGGCCGCCUCACCGUAUCGCCGUCGUCCGUAUGGCGUAAUGUCGCGCACUGCUAAGUACCCCAGCCAAGCAACUGGACAAAGAGAACAAAAGCUUGUCAUGGUGGGACUGGACAACGCCGACAAGACGACCAUUCUGUACCAGUUUCUGAUGAACGAGGUGGUUCACACGAGCGAUCAGAUCGAACGUGGAAGAGGUACGCACGCAGUUUACUAGAUGACCAGUGGCCACUUCGUAAGCCGCUUACCGGUGACGGGUGUACAUUUGACUCGUUUCUCAUUCAUUCGCCGUGCCGCGUAUUUUCGUAACGUGCACCACGCAACUGUCAAAAGUUCAUAGUCCCAACUGGUUGUUUGUUCUUUUAACGCGCCUCGCAGAUCGUGUGGAAGAAUAUCCACUUUUUGGUGUGGGACGUCGGCGGGCACCUCUCGAACGAUAGAUUGUAAUGUAAUACGUGCGUAGUAAUAAUAUUGUA